AACGGGCAUCAGCGAGCAUCAAGCACUGUGGACAGCCAUCGAUCUACGCGACAAGGUACGUAUAGCUGCUUGGUGAAGCUGCCUGUAGGUAAGGUAUAAGUAAUGCAUUUCAUUGCACCCUCGUCCUGCGCUCUCAGCUCCAUUCUUCUACGCACUCCUUCAAGGCUUUGCACAACUCUUUCGUAGCCGUUACACCCUACCUUUGAGGGCACUGCGAUACAAGGGAAACUUAUCCACCAGCUCAAACGUGUCAAUCCAGGACUCUAUCCCAGCGCCUCAAAGCCAGCCAUUAAUCCUUCCAUAAUGUCCAAUACCAGACGUGGACCCAUCGGCGGGUUCAUGAACCUCAUUGGCACCAGCGUCGGAGCCGCUUCGGAGUACAGCGAACACCGAAAACAACAGAAGCAGCAGCCCUCUGCGCAUGAAGAUGCCCAGCAGCACGAGGACCCAUCAAUAGCCGGACCAUCUAACGCCCGCCAUGAAGGCAUAGCCGCUGACCCGGAUCCUCCGCCAACGUACUCAGCAGCGCGGGGAGACCCAACAGAGCGCUCGCUGGAUCUGGGCGCGCCUACAACACAUGACAGCAAGGCUACUCCUGCUGAGUACCACGACGACGAGGACGAUGACGAAGACGAGUUCUUCGAUGCUGACGACCUCUCCAUCGAAGACGACGAAGAAGACUGGGAUCUCGAUGAAGCGCUCCAGGGUCCUCAUCAUGGCUCGCACAACCCACCGUCCUACCAGGCAAGAGGGAUGCAUCAGGACAACGUUGCAGACCACGUUCGCGAAGUCAUCUCGGUCAACAGAGCAGGUCCUGCGACGCACAGGGCGUAUCAGCCGCUCCCGCUGCCGGUCAUUAUCCCACAACGACGGCCAAGAAAUAAGGAACGAGGCUUCGUGCGUGCUUAUGCUCCGGUACUCGAAGACUGUGGCCUCGACCAGGCCACAUUCCUCAACUUUCUAGACAACUUCCAGAAGUCGGCGAAAGCGUCGCCAGUCUUCGACAUCGUUCGUGUUACAGCGCUCGCUCUGCACGCUAUACCCAGUCCCGCAGCUAUCGCGGCUGCGGUCAUCGUGCGUGAAGGGGCCCGCUUCGGUUCAGCGGUCCAAGGGCGUAGUAGGACCAACGCGUUCCUUGACAGCAUCAAUGAUUCACUGUUCAAACCUCAUGGCCUUUACGCGCUCAUUGUACAGUACAAGUCUGACGCAGACAUGGCUCAGUCGAGUAUCAUUGGGGAUAUUGCCGAAAACAUCGGUGGCCGGUUCGGUAUGCAAGCUGGCACAGCCGACUUGAGCUCUGACCAGGUCGUGGCGAAGUACAAUCGGUCGCUGAAGGACGAAGGUGCCGGCAACUCACGCGGCAUGAUGGACAAGAUGAAUGACAUGCGUCUUGCUUCUGAGACGACACAUGGAGCGGCUGAGCUCCCACAAGCCGCGCCGCUUAUCUUUCCAGACAUUGACAACGCCGUCGCUCGCUUCGGCGCGCAGGAGACAUUGAAGGACAAAGCAAAAGAUGCUCAGGCACUCUUGGCGGAUUAUCUUGAUCGACGUGCGCAGGCCAUGUAUGCACAAGACGAUCCUAGCUCGACUUUGAAAGUGCCCGAAGACCGGCAGACUUUCGCAAGCGGUGUGGCUGAGCCCGACCAUCCUAUGUGGCAGGGCGGGCUUGCAACGAUGGUCAGUGGUGGUGCAAUUGCUCCCAGAACCAUGCGAAGGCGAGAGAGGAUGCAGCGCUGGGGAUUGUUCGGCGGAGACGAGCAAGGUGGUGCAGGGUAUGGCCGGCACGGCGUUCGCGGCGGCCGCCUUGGUGGUGAAGGACCGUUUGCCGGAAGAGGUCCUCCUGCGGCCGGGCGUUUCACUGGCGGAGGUCCUUUCGCUGGUAGGGGCCGUUUCGCUGGCAGGGGCCGUUUUGGUGGUGGAGGCCGUCUAGGUGGAAUGCGCGCCAGUCGCCGCGGACAUGGAGGCCUUAUUCACGGCAUCGUCGGUGCUAUGGCAGGCGCCUCUACGUCCAGAGGCGGUGCGUCGCGCUGGAGAGGACAAAUCAAUGCUCGAGGUGCGGCAGCUACGGCUGGUGGCGGCUUGUGGGACGGUAGAGGAGGUAUGCGCGGUAGAGUAGUCACACGAGGCGGACCACUUGGACCCGUCAAGCGGAUGAUGAGGGAAGAUGUGCUAUAUCUGAUGAUUGUCAACAUGCCGAGCGAGGCAGAUUUGGCUGAAGCGAGGGAGCAAUUGGCGAGAGGAUGACGGAGUGCUCAUCUCCAUCUUGUUGUACCCGACCACAUAGUCAUAGUUCAACCAGCCGCUUGUUAAGUUGUUAAGCAAGUAGUACUAAUCAUUCCGAGCAUUGUGGUCGACAAGUGGUCCGUGCUCAUGCCGUGAACCUUCGUUGCGGCAAUA
Baudoinia panamericana UAMH 10762 is the source of this 2397-nucleotide messenger RNA. RefSeq lists its product as uncharacterized. Lineage: Eukaryota; Fungi; Ascomycota; Dothideomycetes; Mycosphaerellales; Teratosphaeriaceae. The coding region runs from base 304 to 2244 and encodes 646 amino acids. The record is from RefSeq and is a predicted model, not a curated record. The transcript has a single exon.